Molecule: messenger RNA, 513 nt
Organism: Morchella importuna
Lineage: Eukaryota; Fungi; Ascomycota; Pezizomycetes; Pezizales; Morchellaceae
Exons: 1
Coding region: 1-513 (170 amino acids)
Molecular function (GO): protein binding
Source: RefSeq, a predicted model, not a curated record
AUGCCCUCACCAUCCCCGAUAGCAUCGGUGCCCCCCGAGCUGCUGCUCGAGGUCGCGGAACACCUCUCGGCCCGUGCCCUCUCUGCGAUGUGCCGGACAUGCCGCUACUACAACUCCAUUUGUAGUCCUAUACUCACGGACUAUCUCUUCAAAAACAAAGAGCGCAUCCUCCUCCGCGCGGCAGUCUCGAACCGCCCGCACAUCAUCUUCCUCUGCGUGAAGAAGGGCGUCACUCUCGGUGGUUGUGAAGUUGGGGAGCUGCUCGGUCAUGUCGCAAAGCGGGGGUACGCGGAGACUAUGAGGCUGUUGCUAGAUGCUGGGGCAAAUCCGAAUUGUAUGGAUUCCAGGUACAAAACACCGCUGUAUCAUGCGGUGGCGUGUAACUGGUUGAAGGUGGCGGUGUGUUUGGUGGGGAGGGGAGCAGAAUUUGAUGAUUUUGUGUGUUAUGCCCUGACGGAGCGGGAUAUUGUGAUGAAGUCACUGUUCAAGAAGUUCUACGGGUACAGAUAUUGA